This is a messenger RNA of Tarenaya hassleriana, 1863 nucleotides long. RefSeq names its product protein NUCLEAR FUSION DEFECTIVE 4-like. Gene Ontology annotation, molecular function: transmembrane transporter activity. Gene Ontology annotation, biological process: transmembrane transport. The coding region runs from base 158 to 1774 and encodes 538 amino acids. The transcript has 2 exons. Lineage: Eukaryota; Viridiplantae; Streptophyta; Magnoliopsida; Brassicales; Cleomaceae. Gene Ontology annotation, cellular component: membrane. The record is from RefSeq and is a predicted model, not a curated record.
AUUUUAUCUGUUUAACCCCGUAACCAUAAAUAUAAAAUAUUUAUAAAAUCCGUUGAUACACCUGUCACUCCUUAUGAUUUCGUGUACGUUGUUCCCUCUUUCGUCUGCCUAACGAAUUCAACACUCCGACCAUUUCUCCAGCGGACGACAUCGGAAAAUGGCGGCGGCGGAGCGUUUGAACUCGAAAUGGGUGGCCAUGGCGGCUAGUAUAUGGAUCCAGUGCGCAAGCGGCGCUUCCUACACCUUCGGAAUCUAUUCCUCUGUCCUCAAAUCGACCCAAUCCUACGAUCAAUCUACCCUCGACACCGUCUCCGUCUUCAAGGAUAUCGGAGCCAACGCCGGUGUUUUCUCCGGCCUCCUCUACACCGCCGUAACCUCCCAUCGCUGUCGUCUCCGUGGCGGAGGAGGGCCGUGGGUGGUGCUCGCCGUCGGGGCGAUUCAGUGCUUUGCCGGAUAUUUCCUCAUGUGGGCCGCCGUCUCCGGGUUAAUUCCCCGGCCUCCGGUGCCGAUGAUGUGCCUUUUCAUGUUCCUGGCGGCGCAAUCGCAGACGUUCUUCAACACGGCCAACGUCGUGAGCGCCGUCGAGAAUUUCGCCGAUUACGGUGGUACCGCCGUCGGAAUAAUGAAGGGUUUUCUUGGUCUGAGCGGGGCGAUACUAAUUCAACUCUAUGAAACAGUAUGUGGUGGAAAUCCUGCGAGUUUCAUUCUUCUCCUCGCGAUUACACCUGCACUUCUCUCCCUCUUGGCCAUGCCUCUCGUCACGAUAUACGAGACAAGCAAUAUGGAUGAAAAGAAGCAUUUAGGUGGCAUUUCAGCUAUCUCUCUCAUCAUUGCGGCAUACCUUAUGGCGGUCAUUAUUCUAAAGAACACCUUUGGUUUGUCUUCGUGGGCAAAUAUCAUCGCGCUUGUAUGUCUACUCGUUUUGCUUGCCUCACCUCUUCUGAUAGCCAGAAGGGCAUAUCGGGAGAGUUUGGAGAAUUCAUUAUCUCCUGUUCAGUCUCCUCUGAUAGGCAGUCCUAAACCAACGACCUCCAGCAAGAAAAUUCCUGAAGAAGAUAGUCAAAUAGAAGGUCACUGUAACGAAAACCCAGUGCCAAAUGAAGAAAGCUUGAAUCUCCUGCAAGCCAUGCGCAGUGUAGAUUUCUGGUUGUUGUUCCUUGCCAUGAUAUGUGGAAUGGGUUCCGGUCUUUCAACGAUAAACAACAUCCGGCAAAUUGGUGAGUCUCUUCGAUACUCUACCAUCGAGAUAAACUCACUCGUUUCACUGUGGAGCAUAUGGAACUUUCUCGGUCGGUUUGGAGCUGGUUAUGCCUCUGAUGUGUUGCUACACAGAUAUGGAUGGCCACGGCCAUUGUUAAUGGCCACAACCCUUGCGAGUAUGAGCAUAGGCCAUCUGAUCAUAGCCUCUGGUUUUCGAGGAAAUCUCUACAUCGGAUCCGUUAUCGUCGGCAUCUGUUACGGGUCACAGUGGUCACUGAUGCCAACGAUCACGUCUGAACUAUUCGGGGUUCGGCAUAUGGGCACCAUCUUCAACACCAUUUCUGUUGCCAGUCCUGUUGGAUCUUACAUCUUCUCGGUGAGAUUGAUCGGUUAUAUCUACGACAAGACCGCAUCUGGAACGGGACACGUUUGUUAUGGCUCUCGUUGCUUCAUGUUGUCCUUUGUUAUCAUGGCUUCGGUCGCUCUCUUCAGUUUUCUCGUCGCUUGUUUGCUGUUUUACCGGACAAGGACCCUUUACAGACAAAUCGUUGUGAAGAGGUUGCAUCGGCGAUAGAGCCUCUGCAAAUCCUUCCGUGUAAAUUCAGUUUUGUUUUUAUGCAAUGCAUAUAAUCCACAUGUUGAAAUUUUAAAAUAUCACGACUA